Adineta steineri is the source of this 567-nucleotide messenger RNA. NCBI's taxonomy places the organism in Eukaryota, Metazoa, Rotifera, Eurotatoria, Adinetida, Adinetidae. The record is from the annotation of a GenBank genome assembly.
AUGGGAUUAAAAGAAAAAGCUGAACGUGCAUUUAAUCUUGGUUUAGCUGCAUUAUUAGCUGAAAAUGUUUAUAAUUUUGGUGAAAUUCUUCAACAUCCUGUACUUGAUGCAAUUAAAAAUACACGCGAACAAUGGUUAAUUGAUUUAUUACAAGCAUUUAAUAUUGGUGAUGUUGAAAAAUAUGAAUCAUUAAAAUCUGUUUUUCAAAUUCAACCAGAUUUACGUAUGGCAGAAAUAAUAUUAAAAAGAAAAAUAACUUUACUUUGUCUUAUGGAUAUGAUAUUUGCUGCUGGUGGUGCACGUGCAUUAAGUUUUAAUGAUGUUUCUAAAAGAACAAAAUUACCGAUUGAACAAAUUGAACUAUUAGCAAUGCAAGCUUUAUCAUUAGGUUUAAUACGUGGAAGUAUUGAUCAAGUCGAUGAAAAAUUAAAUAUGCAUUGGGUUAAACCACGUGUUUUAGAUUUAAGACAAGUUGCAACUUUAAAAAAACGAUUAGAUCAAUGGACAAAUGAUGUUAAACAUAUGUCAACAUUAGUUGAACAUCAAGCUGUAGACAUUCUUUCUUAA